ACAGAUUGCAGAGAGAGAAAGAGAAAGAAAGAAAGAAAUAAGAGAGAGAGAGAAAGCUCAACAAACCCAGAGACUCUUACGGAGAGACAUGGCCAUUCGCCAUUAAUGCAAAGCUCAACUACCAUAUUUGCUCACCACAAUUAGUACUACCACUACUACUUCUCUCUCACAACACAUACACACACACACACUCUCUCUCUCAUCAGAAAUGGCAGGCUCACAUUACCCUACUUUCUCUUAGCUUCUUCUUGUCCUUCCUCUUCUCUUGGCUGAGGAUUUCCUUCCUUUUUUUUGGCGAUUUUGUACUUUCUGUGACCGGAGAUGUGGAACUCGGGGGAGAACGUUUUCGCUCGAUCGGCGUCGUACAAGGAGGACGGCGACGACGAGGAGGCGCUCCGGUGGGCGGCGCUGGAGAGGCUUCCGACGUACAAGCGCGUCCGCCGUGGCAUUUUCAAGAACAUCGUCGGAGAUACCAAGGAGGUCGACGUCAGCGAGCUCGAAGCUAACGAGCAGAAGCUCCUCCUGGAGCGACUGGUCAAUGCCGUCGACGACGAUCCCGGUCUUUUCUUUGAUCGGAUGCGGCGCAGAUUCGACGCUGUGGAUUUAGAGUUUCCGAAGAUUGAGGUUCGAUAUCAGAAUUUGAAGGUCGAAGCGUUCGUCCAUGUGGGAAGCAGAGCGUUGCCGACCAUUCCUAAUUUCGUUUCAAAUAUGACCGAGGCUUUCUUAAGGCAGCUUCGGAUAUACAGAGGACAGAGAAGCAAGUUGACGAUUUUAGACUCCGUAAGUGGGAUCGUAAGGCCUUCUAGAUUGACGCUGCUGUUGGGUCCUCCAAGCUCUGGAAAGACCACGCUUUUGCUGGCUCUUGCUGGACGGCUAGGACCUGAUCUGCAGAUGUCAGGGGGCGUCACAUAUAAUGGGCAUGGCUUUACUGAGUUUGUUGCUCAAAGGACAUCUGCAUAUGUCAGUCAACAGGACUGGCAAGUGCCAGAGAUGACUGUAAGGGAAACUCUUGAGUUUGCAGGGCGCUGUCAAGGUGUCGGAUUUAAAUACGAUAUGCUAUUGGAACUUGCAAGAAGGGAAAAGAUUGCUGGGAUAAAACCUGAUGAAGAUCUUGAUUUAUUCAUGAAGUCGUUAGCUCUUGGAGGGCAGGAGACAAGGCUAGUGGUGGAGUAUAUCAUGAAGAUUUUAGGGUUGGAUAUAUGUGCCGACACCUUGGUGGGAGAUGAAAUGCUUAAGGGGAUCUCAGGGGGGCAAAAGAAGCGACUUACUACAGGUGAAUUGCUAGUAGGUCCAGCGAGAGUUCUGUUCAUGGAUGAAAUAUCAAACGGGCUUGAUAGUUCAACUACUUAUCAAAUCAUCAAAUAUCUUAGGCAUUCAACUCGUGCACUGGACGGGACGACUGUUAUUUCUCUCCUUCAACCUGCUCCCGAGACCUUUGAGUUGUUUGAUGAUGUCAUUCUUUUGUGUGAAGGCCAAAUUGUAUAUCAGGGUCCUCGUGAAGCUGCUCUUGAUUUCUUUUCAUCUAUGGGAUUUAGCUGUCCCGAGCGAAAGAAUGUUGCAGACUUCUUGCAGGAAGUAAUAUCAAAGAAGGACCAACAACAGUAUUGGUCCAAUCCUGACCUCCCUUACCGCUAUGUACCAGUGGGAAAGUUUGCUGAAGCUUUUCGUUCGUUUCACAUUGGGAAAAAUUUAUCUGAAGAACUAAACCUUCCUUUUGAUAGACGCUAUAACCACCCGGCUGCCUUGUCAACUUCUCGUUAUGGUAUGAAGAGGCUUGAGCUUCUCAAAACGUCUUUUAACUGGCAGAGGUUGUUGAUGAAGCGGAAUUCAUUUAUAUAUAUCUUCAAAUUCAUUCAGCUUCUUUUCGUUGCUUUGAUAACAAUGAGUGUCUUUUUCCGAACAACAAUGCACCACAAUUCAAUAGAUGAUGGGGGCUUAUAUCUCGGGGCACUGUACUUUUCAAUGGUUAUAAUUCUUUUUAACGGAUUCACGGAGGUGUCAAUGUUGGUUGCCAAGCUUCCAGUUCUUUACAAGCAUAGAGACUUGCAUUUCUACCCAAGUUGGGCUUAUACACUACCUUCUUGGGUCUUGAGUAUUCCAACUUCACUUAUGGAGUCUGGCUUUUGGGUUGCAAUCACAUACUAUGUGAUUGGAUAUGAUCCUGCAGUCACUAGAUUUUUGCGCCAGCUUUUGUUAUAUUUCUUGCUGCACCAAAUGUCUAUAGCUCUUUUUCGUCUAAUGGGAUCCCUGGGAAGAAAUAUGAUAGUUGCAAACACCUUUGGAUCUUUUGCCAUGCUGGUUGUUAUGGCACUUGGAGGAUACGUCAUUUCAAGAGAUCGUGUCCCAAGAUGGUGGAUCUGGGGUUUCUGGUUUUCUCCUCUGAUGUAUGCUCAAAACGCAGCAUCUGUAAAUGAAUUUCAUGGGCAUUCCUGGGAUAAGGUACUUGGGAAUAUUACCAGUUCUACUUUAGGAGAGGCAGUAUUAAAAGCACGCAGUUUGUUUUCUGAAAGCUACUGGUAUUGGAUUGGUGUUGGUGCAUUGCUUGGAUAUACAGUUUUGUUCAAUGCACUGUUCACGUUCUUCCUAUCUUACCUUAACCCUUUGGGAAGGCAGCAGGCUGUAGUCUCUAAGGAAGAGUUACAAGAGAGAGAAAAAAGAAGGAAAGGAGAACCUGUUGUCAUUGAGCUUAGACACUACUUGGAGCAUUCAGGGUCCUUAAAUGGAAAAUAUUUCAAGCAAAGAGGCAUGGUUCUACCAUUCCAACCACUUUCCAUGGCUUUCAGCAAUAUCAAUUACUAUGUUGAUGUUCCCUUGGAACUGAAGCAGCAAGGAGUUGUAGAAGACAGAUUGCAGCUGUUGAUUAAUGUUACUGGAGCAUUCAGGCCUGGAAUUCUUACGGCAUUAGUCGGGGUGAGUGGUGCUGGAAAAACAACCCUCAUGGAUGUAUUAGCUGGUAGAAAAACAGGUGGGAUCGUUGAAGGGAACAUUUAUAUAUCUGGUUAUCUGAAAAAACAAGAAACAUUCGCAAGAGUUUCUGGUUACUGUGAGCAGACUGAUAUUCAUUCUCCUGGCUUGACCAUUCGUGAAUCACUUUUGUUCUCUGCUUGGCUUCGCUUACCGCCAAAUGUUGGCUUGGACACACAAAAGGCUUUUGUGGAUGAGGUAAUGGAGCUUGUGGAACUCACUUCCUUGAGUGGGGCAUUAGUUGGUCUACCUGCAGUUGAUGGUUUGUCGACAGAACAGCGAAAAAGGUUAACAAUAGCAGUUGAGCUAGUUGCAAACCCUUCUAUAGUAUUUAUGGAUGAGCCCACAUCGGGGUUGGAUGCAAGGGCUGCAGCCAUUGUGAUGAGGACGGUGAGGAACAUUGUGAAUACUGGACGGACAAUAGUUUGCACCAUUCAUCAACCCAGCAUAGACAUAUUUGAAUCCUUUGAUGAGCUUUUGUUUAUGAAGCGUGGAGGGGAGCUCAUAUAUGCUGGUCCUCUUGGUCCAAGGUCAUGUGAGCUCAUAAAGUAUUUUGAGGCAAUCGAAGGGGUGCCAAAGAUCAGGCCUGGAUAUAAUCCUGCUGCAUGGAUGCUUGAUGUUACUUCUUUAACUGAAGAGAACCGCUUGGGUGUUGACUUUGCGGAAAUUUAUCGAGAAUCGAAUUUAUUUCAUGGUAACAGAGAGUUGGUUGAAAGCCUAAGCAAGCCCAGUUCUAAUGUGAAAGAACUGUCUUUCCCGACCAAGUAUUCCCAAUCAUUUUUUGAACAGUUUAUCACUUGUCUUUGGAAGCAAAACCUGUCUUACUGGCGAAACCCACAAUAUACUGCAGUUCGUUUCUUUUACACUGUCAUUAUCUCAUUGAUGUUUGGAACCAUAUGCUGGAGAUUUGGUGCGAAAAGGGAGAGCCAGCAGGAUAUAUUUAAUGCCAUGGGAUCCAUGUACGCAGCUAUCCUAUUUAUCGGAAUCACCAAUGCCACCGCUGUUCAACCUGUUGUAUCUGUCGAAAGAUUUGUCUCCUACAGAGAGAGAGCUGCAGGGAUGUACUCGGCUCUACCAUUUGCGUUUGCUCAGGUUGCAAUAGAGUUCCCCUACGUCUUUGCACAAUCCAUGAUUUACUCCUCAAUCUUCUACUCCAUGGCUUCAUUUGAGUGGACAUUUUUGAAAUUCGUUUGGUACAUAUUCUUCAUGUUUUUUACCAUGCUAUACUUCACCUUCUAUGGAAUGAUGACAACUGCUGUCACACCAAACCACAAUGUGGCCGCCAUCAUUGCUGCUCCAUUUUAUAUGCUCUGGAACCUUUUCAGCGGCUUUAUGAUCCCUCACAAGAGAAUACCGAUAUGGUGGAGAUGGUACUACUGGGCCAACCCUGUGGCCUGGAGUCUUUAUGGCCUCCUGGCUUCGCAAUACGGCGACGAUAACACACUUGUGAAGUUAUCAGAUGGAAUUCACCAGGUAACUGUGAAGAGGUUGCUCAAAGUAGUAUUUGGUUGCAGGCAUGAUUUCCUGGGCAUAGCAGGGAUUAUGGUGGUUGGUUUCUGUGUCUUUUUUGCUAUGAUUUUCGCCUUUGCGAUAAAAUCCUUCAACUUCCAGAGGAGAUGACAGGGUCACGAAUUGCAUACCAGAAUAAAAUUACUUAAAUACUGUGUGUUUUAGAGUCAUUUCAUGGAUUACAAAGUAUAUGGUCGUCAGCUCCACGUCAAGGAAAACUGCUGAAGUGUGGAUUUCUGUAUAGUAACGUGAUUAUAGAACGAUUUACAUUAUUCAUUUUUCCUAGAGAGAAGCAUAUAAUUAAUGCCAGUUGUUAGCUCGGGAAAUUUAUGUACUGUCAUAAUAAUGCUUAUAUGAUAUUUCAGAAUUAUAUUGUGUUAUACAAUUCAA
Molecule: messenger RNA, 4863 nt
Organism: Morus notabilis
Lineage: Eukaryota; Viridiplantae; Streptophyta; Magnoliopsida; Rosales; Moraceae
Product: ABC transporter G family member 32
Exons: 23
Coding region: 322-4584 (1420 amino acids)
Cellular component (GO): membrane
Molecular function (GO): ABC-type transporter activity; ATP binding; ATP hydrolysis activity
Source: RefSeq, a predicted model, not a curated record